Messenger RNA from Perognathus longimembris pacificus (Pacific pocket mouse), 1230 nucleotides. RefSeq names its product arginine vasopressin induced 1 (gene Avpi1). NCBI's taxonomy places the organism in Eukaryota, Metazoa, Chordata, Mammalia, Rodentia, Heteromyidae. The record is from RefSeq and is a predicted model, not a curated record. The transcript has 4 exons. The coding region runs from base 362 to 811 and encodes 149 amino acids.
CUGGCUUCGGAGCUCGCUAGCCGGCUGGAGCAGAGGAUUGGCUGUUCCGGGGCUACGAGCGCUCUCUCCCAGGGAAUUGAGGCUGUGAUCCGGGUGGCCCGAGCCUGCUCGGGGCUGCGAGAGGCACGCCUCGGGCUACCAGGGCACUGAGUCUGGCUUUGGAGUCCUUGCCUUUGGAUCUCUGGCGACUUCCCAAACAUGCAGAAGCAGAUAGCAGGCCCCAAGAAGUGUCAGAACCUUCUGGGCCCUUCUUUCCUCUGAACAUCUUCUGAGUCACCUGGCAGGGUUGAGAGCGACAGUGCUGGGGUCGGAUCACUUGACCCAUACCUUCUGCUCUGUCACCUACCAGAUAGCACCCACAAUGGGCACCCCAGCCUCUGUGGUAAGUGAGGCACCCACCUGGCAGGCCCCCACUGAGGCCCGGGGCCGCAAGCAGGCAUCUGCCAACAUCUUCCAGGAUGCUGAGCUACUGCAAAUCCAGAGCCUGUUUCAGCGCAGUGGGGACCAGCUGGCUGAGGAGCGGGCCCAGAUCAUCUGGGAGUGUGCCGGGGACCACCGUGUGGCAGAGGCCCUGCGGAGGCUGCGCAGGAAGAGGACCCCAAAGCAGAAUGUCCUGGGCCAUUCACUGCACCACUGCAGCCGGCUCAGCAGAGUUCCAGAGCCUAGCACUCCACUGGCCAACCCACACAGCACAUCUACUGAGACAGCCUCCAGUGAGCAGAUUGGCAAGUCCCGAAGAUCAAGCACCAGGAUCCGCCAGAACUGGAGGAAGCCAGAUCCCACAGGCUACCUCCACCAGAUCAGACACUGAUCACUGGGAGGUGCCAGCAAUGGCAGCAUCCUCCAGAGUCAUCACAGGAACUUUUGCCAAAAGGUCUGAGGAGGUAAAGAAAGGAGACCCGAGGUCCUUCCUGGGUUAAACCAAGCAGGUGGCCACCACCUGCUCAACUCAGAAAAGUCCACUGGACUCUGAAUUUUAUAGGAUCUAUUGUUACCCGCAUAAGGAAACAUCAGAACUGCUCCUGCUUCGUUCGGCCUGUCCUGACCUAGCACUGUAACUGGGCUGCAUGAUAUUCCCCUAGGAAUCUAGUAAUGGGUGCUUCUUGCAGCCUCUCACCACUUCUGCAUUAAUGUGCCAGCUACUAUUGUCAUCAUAGUCCAAAAGGCUGCCAUCAGGCCAGCACAAGGAAACCAUGGCUUAAUUAGCAAAUAAAACAUAUGCAUCAAGAA